UUCAGUAGUUGAUGCCGUAAAAUUUGGAAAAGUUUCACCCAACAGAACCAUUUUUUUUUUAAAUUUUGAAAAUUUGUCUAAAAGUAUAAAAAAUUAUUUUUUAAAAAUUAAAUAAAAUAAAAGACAGUCGUGUAGUGUAGCAACUAAUGUCCUUUUUGAAAACGAGACGAGCACAAUGGCUGCAAUCGAGACAACAGAUCCCGGUGAUAAUUCACAGUUUCACAAAAUGUCAGCAAAGCAGCUCAGACACAAAGCACAAGAAUUUUUAAGCUCUAGAAAAUAUGCAAAUAAUCUUGUUGACAUAAUCAGCCAGUGGGAAAAUUCUUGUAAUCUGUGUAUCAUGACUUUGGAGACAAUUUUUAUAGAGGUAUUAAGAAGAGGCGAUAUGUACUUGGAAAGAACAAUAGCACUUACUAUUUCCGAACCAAGUCCUGAAGUUAGAUAUAUAAAUUGGUUAAGAGAUUGUUAUGAAGAAAUUUGGGUCAAAAUAUUAUCAUGCUUUGAAAGUGAUAAAAUAUCAACACAAACUCAAGCUCUUACAACCGCUAUUAAAUUAAUGGCAGAAGAAGGAAAAUAUCCAAUCGAUGUACCAGAAAAUCACGGAUAUAUUUUUCCAGUACAUCGAUUAAAGUCAAUUCUUAUGACGCUAUUGUCACCUGAUCGAGACAAUUCAAAUAUAAUAUCAAAAUUUGAAGAAAUAAUCGGAUACAAAGAUGCUUUAUAUUAUGUAUUAAAAACUCUUCCAUCACUAACUCCUAAAAGACAACCACGUAAAUUAUUUAUUAAAAAUCUUCUAGAACUUAUCAAUAGAUUGCCAUUAACAAAAGAGAGUGAAUACUAUGCAAGCAACGAAAACCAAGAAUUACUUUGUUAUUUACCGAAUUCAUCAGCAAGUUUUACAUGGGAUCAAUCAUCCGCAAGAAAAUCUUUAAACAAAGUUUGGGCCUGUGUAAUGCAUUGGGAAUUAACACCUCAGCUGCACAAAUUACUCUUGAUCGUUCUUCUUGAACGGGUAAUCUAUCAUUUAGAAAAACCUAUACUGUUAACUGAUUUUCUUAUGGAUUCACUAGAUGCUGAUGGCCCAAUUGGAGUUCUUGCACUUAAAGGUGUUUAUAUACUUGUCACAAAGCAUAAUCUUGAGUACCCUAAUAUUUUUACAAAACUUUACGCCAUGUUUGAGCCUGAAAUUUUCCACACCAAGUAUAAAGCUCGACUAUUUUACCUCUCGGAUUUAUUUUUAAGUUCUACACAUUUACCAGAAGCACUGGUAGCAGCUUUUAUAAAACGUCUGGCUCGUUUAACUCUCGUUGCACCUCCAGAAGAUAUUCUUAUUAUUUUACUAUUUAUUGGUAAUCUUUUGUUACGACAUCCUGGUCUAAAAUGUCUGAUAGAUCAUCCUGAAGGAGGUGAAUUAUCUGAGAAUCCCGGAGUAGGAGAUCCUUUUCUUAUGGAAGAACGUGAUCCCCUUCAAAGCAAUGCUCUGUUCAGUAGCUUGUGGGAAAUUCGUGCUUUACAAAAUCAUAUUUUACCGAGUAUAGUAACAGCUGCAAGAUUUAUUCGUAAUCCUCUGCCUUCAAUCGAGUAUGAUAUGGCUGCGGCAUUAGAAAAAACCAGUGAAGACAUUUUUAAUAAAGAAAUAAAAGAUACUGUAAAAGAUAUCAUGUUAACAUUUGAACGACCGAAUUCUAUGUCAUUACCAAAAGGAGAAAGAUUGUUUCAAUACUGGCAAUUAUAAAAUGCGCAUUGAGUGAUUGUUUUAUCUAUAAAAAAUUAUUAUUAUUCAUAAUAAUAUAACGGAAUAAUUAUUCUAACGGGUACUCAUUGGAUCGAUAUCCAAACGCAUGAUCGGUAGAAUGCGUUUUUAAUGUUUACUGAGUUACUGCUGGGUAAAGUAAUCAUUAGGGUGGUCGUUAAAAACUUAAUUUUCUCAGACGCCCGAUAAAAAGCUUCUUUUCAGUGAAAAAAUACCUGGGGAAUUUUGUUUUUUCUUUUUAAGUUAAAAGAACAUGUGUCUCAGGACAAUCAAAGUUCAUUUUUCGAUAAAGUUGAGGUUUUUUUUUAAUAUCUCAUGAAAUAUGCAGAUUAAAGGAAAAAAUCACAGGAACAAUUUUUUAUGAAGAUAUUUUGAAAAAACUCUUUUGGAUCUUAUCAAUUGAGGAUUUAAAGGAUUACGGUUGUUAAAAAUAACGUUUUUUCUUAAAUGUAGACAACUUGCAACAUAUCAAUCAUUAAUGCUUGUUAUAAUUUCUAUAUACUUAGAAAAAUGUUAUUUUCAAAAUUUGUAAUCCUUAAAACACUGGUAGUGUUACAAUUCUACUCACAUCUCUACUCAGAGGAAGAAGCUACAACUCUACUCACUCACAACUUUACUCAGGUAUUUGAGCCUAUCGAUAAAAUAGCAAUUCUUUGUGAGUAGAAUUGUAGCUGAGUAAAGACAUAACUGAGUAGAGUUAAACCUGAGUAAAAUGAACUGUGAGUAGAGUUGAGGCUGAGUAAAAUUAUAACUCAGUAGAUUUAAACCGGAGUAAAGAAUUGUAACACUGCCAAAACGCUCAAUUGAUAAGAUCUAAAAACAUUUUUUUUAAUAUCUUCAUAAAUACACAUUUUAUAAAAAAAAUAAAUAUGACCUUUUUUGUCAAGAAUUUAAUUUCCUACAAAAUUGUUCUUGUGAUUUUUUCCUUUAAUCUGCAUAUUUAAUGAGAUAUUUAAAAAAAAACCUCAACUGUAUCGAAAAAUGAACUUUGAUCGUCCUGAGGCACGUGUUCUUUUUACUUAAAAAGAAGAAAUUAAAUUCCCCACUUAUUUUUUCACUAAAAAGAAGCUUUUUAUGGGGCGCCUGAGAAAAUUUAUUUUCUAAGGACCACCCUAGUAAUCAUGCUCGUUUCAAUAGUACUCGUUAGUAGUAUUUAAAAAAUAACUGAUUCAAUUUUUUUUUUUUUCAAAUCCAUCUUCAGUAACAAAUGAAAGUUAAUUAUAAUUUUGUUUAUUAUUUAUGCGGCUGUGAAUCAUUCGUUAUAAUAUUUGACAAUUAAUAACGAAUUGAAAAUUAUAAUGAGCCACAAAAAAAAUCAUUUUCAUUUUUGUUUCAAUUGUUUUAUUUUCUAAUUGAGUUAUUUAAUUAUAAAAAAUAUAUGUAUCUUUAGAAAUAAGUAUGUUAAUUGAUAUAUUUAAUUAGAUAAUUUGCGACUACUGAUAUAAAUAUUAUAUUUGUUUGCUUUUGUUGUUUGUAAAAACAUUUAUAUUCACGUAUAACAGAUAAUAAACAGUUUAAUUUAAUAA
Messenger RNA from Microplitis mediator, 3279 nucleotides. Its product is annotated as nucleolar complex protein 4 homolog. Gene Ontology annotation, biological process: ribosome biogenesis. The record is from RefSeq and is a predicted model, not a curated record. Gene Ontology annotation, cellular component: small-subunit processome; Noc4p-Nop14p complex; nucleolus. Bases 176 to 1735 code for a protein of 519 amino acids. Lineage: Eukaryota; Metazoa; Arthropoda; Insecta; Hymenoptera; Braconidae. The transcript is spliced from 5 exons.